CGCAGCACAUCAGUCUCCCCGCGCUUCACUACCGAACGACAGGAGAUCCUGAAACAUCUUUUGUUUUGUGCAGCAGACAGAGCUUCAUUUUCUCCAUCAUGGUUGAGCAGUUUGCUGGGACCUGGACUCUGGCUGCCAGCGAGAACUUCGAUGACUACAUGAAGGCGAUCGGUGUGGGCUUCGCCACGAGGCAAAUGGGCAACAUGGUGAAGCCUAACCUAGUGAUCAGCGUGGGAGAUGGUGGUGUCAUUUCAAUGAAGUCUGAGAGUACUUUCAAGACCACAGAGGUCAAUUUCAAGUUGGGCGAGGAGUUUGAUGAGACGACUGCAGACGGCCGCAACACCAAGACCACCAUCACUUUUGAGAAUGGCAAACUCGUGCAGAAACAGGCGUGGGAUGGAAAGGCGACAACGCUGGAACGAGAGAUCCAAGACGGAAAACUAAUGGCUAAAUGUUACAUGGAUGAUGUUGUUGCAGUGAGGACCUAUGAGAAGCAGGCGUAACUUUAAGUUGGGCCUUUAACUCCAUCACCAUCACACCCUGAAUGCACUGAGCUUUUUUGCCAAACAUGCCAAUAAAAGUCUGAACUGUG
This is a messenger RNA of Mugil cephalus (flathead mullet), 592 nucleotides long. It is a transcript of the gene fabp4b, whose product is annotated as fatty acid binding protein 4b. NCBI's taxonomy places the organism in Eukaryota, Metazoa, Chordata, Actinopteri, Mugiliformes, Mugilidae. The record is from RefSeq and is a predicted model, not a curated record. Bases 99 to 503 code for a protein of 134 amino acids. The transcript is spliced from 4 exons. Gene Ontology annotation, molecular function: fatty acid binding. Gene Ontology annotation, cellular component: nucleus; cytosol. Gene Ontology annotation, biological process: fatty acid transport.